Molecule: messenger RNA, 2025 nt
Organism: Trichoderma aggressivum f. europaeum
Lineage: Eukaryota; Fungi; Ascomycota; Sordariomycetes; Hypocreales; Hypocreaceae
Exons: 1
Coding region: 1-2025 (674 amino acids)
Cellular component (GO): plasma membrane; cytoplasm; cytosol
Molecular function (GO): ATP binding; ATP-dependent protein folding chaperone
Source: RefSeq, a predicted model, not a curated record
AUGUCUAUGGGACCAGCCGUCGGUAUCGACCUGGGUACUACGUACUCUUGCGUCGGUAUCUUCCGUGAGGACCGAUGUGAUAUCAUCGCCAACGACCAGGGUAACCGAACGACCCCUUCGUUCGUUGCCUUCACCGACACCGAGCGUCUGAUCGGUGAUGCGGCCAAGAACCAGGUCGCCAUGAACCCCCAGAACACCGUCUUCGACGCCAAGCGAUUGAUCGGACGCAAGUUUGCCGACUCCGAGGUCCAGGCUGACAUGAAGCACUUCCCCUUCAAGAUCAUCGACAAGGGCUCCAAGCCCGUUGUCGAGGUCGAGUUCAAGGGCGAGAAGAAGAACUUCACCCCCGAGGAGAUCUCCUCCAUGAUCCUGACCAAGAUGCGUGAGACCGCCGAGUCCUACCUCGGAACCACCGUCAACAACGCCGUCAUCACUGUCCCCGCCUACUUCAACGACAGCCAGCGUCAGGCUACCAAGGACGCCGGUCUCAUCGCCGGUCUCAACGUCCUUCGUAUCAUCAACGAGCCCACCGCUGCUGCCAUCGCCUACGGCCUUGACAAGAAGGUCGAGGGUGAGCGCAACGUCCUCAUCUUUGAUCUCGGUGGUGGUACCUUCGAUGUCUCUCUUCUGACCAUUGAGGAGGGCAUCUUCGAGGUCAAGUCCACUGCCGGUGACACUCACUUGGGUGGUGAAGAUUUCGACAACCGUCUUGUCAACCACUUUGUUAACGAAUUCAAGCGCAAGAACAAGAAGGUUAGUAGUUCCCCCACCGACGAGUCCAAACCCCUCCAGAACCCGCAUGUGCUAACUUCCGACCAGGAUCUGUCCACCAACGCUCGUGCUCUCCGCCGUCUCCGCACUGCCUGCGAGCGUGCUAAGCGAACUCUGUCUUCGUCUGCCCAGACUUCCAUUGAGAUCGACUCUCUCUUCGAGGGUAUCGACUACUACACCUCCAUCACUCGUGCCCGUUUCGAGGAGCUGUGCCAGGAUCUCUUCCGAUCCACCAUCCAGCCCGUCGACCGCGUCCUUGCCGAUGCCAAGAUCGACAAGUCCCAGGUCCACGAGAUCGUCCUCGUCGGUGGCUCCACCCGUAUCCCCCGUAUCCAGAAGCUCAUCACCGACUACUUCAACGGAAAGGAGCCCAACAAGUCCAUCAACCCUGACGAGGCCGUCGCCUACGGUGCUGCCGUCCAGGCCGCCAUUCUGUCUGGUGACACCUCCUCCAAGUCCACCAACGAGAUCCUGCUUCUCGAUGUCGCUCCCCUGUCCCUGGGUAUCGAGACUGCUGGUGGCAUGAUGACCAAGCUCAUCCCCCGCAACACCACCAUUCCCACCAAGAAGUCCGAGGUCUUCUCCACCUUCUCUGACAACCAGCCUGGUGUGCUCAUCCAGGUCUACGAGGGUGAGCGUCAGCGCACCAAGGACAACAACCUGCUCGGCAAGUUCGAGCUCACUGGCAUCCCCCCCGCCCCUCGUGGUGUUCCCCAGAUCGAGGUCACCUUCGACGUCGAUGCCAACGGUAUCAUGAACGUCUCCGCCGUCGAGAAGGGCACCGGCAAGUCCAACAAGAUUGUCAUUACCAACGACAAGGGCCGCCUGUCCAAGGAGGAGAUUGAGCGCAUGCUGUCUGACGCCGAGAAGUACAAGGAGGAGGACGAGGCCGAGGGCCGCCGUGUCUCUGCCAAGAACGGCCUCGAGUCGUACGCCUACUCUCUCCGCAACACCCUCACCGACCCCAAGGUCGAUGAGAAGAUUGAGGCCGGCGACAAGGAGACCCUCAAGACCGAGAUCGACAAGAUCGUCCAGUGGCUCGAUGAGAACCAGCAGGCCACUCGUGAGGAGUACGAGGAGCACCAGAAGGAGCUCGAGGGUGUCGCCAACCCCAUCAUGAUGAAGUUCUACGGAGCUGGUGGUGAGGGUGGCAUGCCCGGCGGCAUGCCCGGCGGCCCUGGCGGCUUCCCUGGCGCUGGCGGCGCUCCCCACGCCGGUGGCGAUGACGGCCCUACCGUCGAGGAGGUCGACUAA